Hypanus sabinus (Atlantic stingray) is the source of this 9277-nucleotide messenger RNA. It is a transcript of the gene sntb2, whose product is annotated as syntrophin, beta 2. Bases 1 to 1560 code for a protein of 519 amino acids. The record is from RefSeq and is a predicted model, not a curated record. Gene Ontology annotation, cellular component: intracellular anatomical structure; dystrophin-associated glycoprotein complex; synapse. The transcript is spliced from 7 exons. Gene Ontology annotation, molecular function: protein binding; structural molecule activity. Lineage: Eukaryota; Metazoa; Chordata; Chondrichthyes; Myliobatiformes; Dasyatidae.
AUGGCGGCUGAGUUGUUAGUGCGCUCCGGGCCUUUGGAUAUCUUUCUGCGGGACCGGGGUUGGCACAGGGUUCAGGCCGAGCUGCGGCACAGCAGCUUCAGGCUAAGCUGCGAGGAGAUGAGGCCCGAGGCUGAGGCCUGGGACCGGCUGUCGAACGGUUCCCCACGGCCUCGGAGCCCGAGCCCCGCGCAUAUGUGUCCAGCGGGGCCUGGGGCGGGAGACUUGAACUACAGUCCGCCCGCCCUGGAGGCUGGUAGCCCUAAUCCUGAGCUCGCAGCGCUGGUGGAUCGGGUGCGCACCGUCCGAGUGCUGAAGCAGGAGGCUGGCGGACUCGGCAUUAGUAUUAAAGGCGGCCGCGAGAAUCGGAUGCCCAUCAUUAUCUCCAAGAUCUUCCGAGGCCUGGCGGCUGACCGUACCGGCGCUCUCUUGGUCGGCGACGCCAUCCUGUCGGUGAACGGAACCCGCCUGCAGGCUGCCACCCACGAUGAGGCCGUGCAGGCCCUGAAGAAGGCUGGCAAGGAGGUGACACUCGAGGUUACUUACAUCCAAGAAGUGACGCAAUACUUUAAAAAGCCCUCAUUGAUUGCAGACCUUGCGUGGGACAGUCUGACACCUCAGUCUCCAUCUCUGCGAGGUGAAGCCUCUGGUUCUCCAGAUCACAGUGCUAAAGACAGCAAGACUUUUCCGCUGAAGAUGUGCUAUGUCACGAGGAACCUGAGCGUGUCUGAUCCGGAGAGCAGGUUAUUUGAGCUGCACUCCCCUGAUGGCAGACAUGCGAUCCUCCUGCGGAGCAAAGACGCCGCUACCGCACAUACCUGGUUCAUGGCAAUCCACGCCAGUAUCACAGCUCUGAUCCCUCAGGCACAGUCUGACUUAACUGAGCUCUUGGGGCCCAGUUGCAGGGCCAUUCAGCACCUUGGCUGGAUCGCAGAACAGCUGAAAGUAGAAGAUGGAAAGCAGCAGUGGAAGCCGGUGUUGGCAAUUCUCACGGACAAAGAUUUUCUGCUUUACAACAGUGUGCCCUGGAAUCGAGAUCAUUGGGCAUCACCUUGCCAAAGCCACCCACUGCUGGCCACCAGGUUGGUUCACUCAGGCUGUGCACGAGGGUCACCAUCUAUUCGUUCAGAGCUGGUGUUUGCUACACGGACUGGCUCACGACAAGGUGUUGAAAUGCAUGUCUUCCGUGUGGAGACUCACCGGGACCUGUCAAUGUGGACACGUAUGCUGGUUCAAGGUUGUCAUGGUGCUUCUGAGUUGAUUAAGGAGGUAACUCUAGGAUGCACUUGGAACGGGCAGGAUGUCAGACUGGUUGUUAACUACGAGAGUGGUUUUGUGAUGUAUCGGGGAAGUCCAACCAUGGAUCCAUCCAACAUCCUAUUUCAUUAUCCGUUUGAAAGGUUGAAGUCAUCAGCCGAUGAUGGAAUCAGAAUGCUAUUCCUGGACUUCGGGGGGCCAGAAGGAGAGCUGGCACUGGACUUGCACUCAUGCCCAAAACCUGCCGUCUUUGUCAUUCACUCAUUUCUUUCGGCUAAGGUGACACGGAUGGGGCUGUUGGUUUGAGGAUUGUCUGGUAAAACCUCAGCACAAAAACACCGAAGACUAUUAGGAAUGGAAAGUGCAGGAGAGUCAAGCCAGCUGAUGAUCUCACCUGAGUCGUAUCACACAACUCUCCAUGUUACUGAAUGUUGCCAGAUGUGCCUUUCUGUCUGAAUAACUGACUCCUAUAAUUGCACAUUAAGAUAUUAAUCUUAAGACAGUUGCUUUGCUUUGGAGUACACAGUUUUGUAGUUUGUAAAGGAUGUCUGCUUUAAACUAGCUGGUCUGGUGUUAUCCUGUGAUUAGUGCAACACCUUCCAGUCCAGGGGCAGCCCUCCUGCCUUGGUAGACAAAACCUGCUUUGUUACAAAGGCUGGACCUGUGUUCUAAUGCAAUGGAAUGAAUUGUUAUCUUUUAUUGUCCAGGGACAGAAUGUUGUAUAAACUACAAAGCUCAGAUUUGUAGAUUUGUUUCAGGAAGCCAUAAGUACCCUGAAGCAGCACAUUUCUUCAGACCAUCAGUAUUCCUGUGGUAUUCCUAGAAUAGGUUCUCAGCGGUGCGGAAUUGCCUGGAAUCAGUGACACUGAGCCGAAUGAAGCAAUGGUGCUGCCGUUGUGGCUCAGUACACUCACUGUCUAUUCAUGCUAAUGUCGGUGUAAAACCAGAAACCAGAGGUGUGUGCAGGAUGGAAGUGGUGCUGGUCCCCACCCCAACACAGCCCUAGAAAAUAGGGUAGAAUGAGUAUUCUCUUGAACAGGUCACAGUUAGAGGUGGGAGUGCAGGCUGCUCAUCUCUGUGGCUAGCAGUGAAAGACAGGCUGACUGGUGUGAGUCUCAGCUCUGCUCUCAGUGAUCAACAGUAUCUCAUCUCCCAUUUUUCAUUCUGACAGCAGCCUUCAGCACCUCCCAGCGUGUGGUCACCAUGCAGCAGGGAGGAUGUGGUUAAGGUGAGUGCAGAAGAGCUUCACAACAAAGUUGUAAAAGUCAAAGCUGCUGGGAGUUGGGAACCCUGUCAAGGGAAAAAGGUCAGGUAUAGGCAGCUGGGAUCAUGAAUCUCUAGUAGUAUAUAGUGGGUGUCAGAGGAAACGCAAAAGGAAAUUAGAAUGGCAAAGAGGGUCCUUUGGCAGAAAAAAUAAGGAGGAUCCUGAAAUACUUUUGAAGUGUAUUAAGGGAAAAAAGUGCCUUGGGAGACAAAACCUGUGGCUCUUAAAUACCAAGACAGAAAUCUGUGUGUGGAGCAGUUGAAGAUGGGCAGAGGUCCCAAUGAUUAUUUUGUCUUUGUUUUUACCAUGGAGAGAGGUGUUAGUGAAGAUGUUUUGGGAGCAGUCCAGGUUACUGUAGAAGAGCUGUCGCUUGUGUUAGAACAUAUGAAGAUAGAUAAAACGCUAUUCGAAGCUAGAAAAGAAAUAGUGGAACACUUGCUGAAAUAUUUGCAACAUUGCCAUACUCUGGUAAUAUACUAGAAUAUUGGAGGGUAGAAAAUGUUUUCCUUUAUUCAAGAAUAGCAGGAUAAAAGACCAGUUAGCCUUGCAUCCACAGUAGGUAAAAUGCUGUACAGCACUCUGAGCAAUAAUAUAUAUUUACUUUUGGAAAUGCAAGGGUUGAUUUGUGGUAUCUAGUGUGGCUUAGUGCAUAGGAGAUCCGUCUUAUGAAUUUGAUUGAGUUUUUCAAUAAAGUAGUGAGGAAAGUUGAUGAGGGGAGGACAGCAGACACCAUCGCUCUCAGGUUCUAAGGAUCGCACAAGCCUAGGUAAUGAUAGAGCUCUAGAAGAUUAUAAGGCUAGCAGGAAGGAGCUUCAGAAUGAAAUGAGGUGAGCCAGAAGGGGCCAUGAGAAGGCCUUGGCCAGCAGGAUUAUGAAAAACCCCAAGGCAUUCUACAAGUAUGUGAAGAGCAAGAAGAUAAGACGUGAAAGAAUAGAACCAAUUAAGUAUGACAGUGGGAAAGUGUGUAUGGAACUGGAGGAGAUAGCAGAGGUACUUAAUACUUUGCUUCAGUAUUCACUAUGGAAAAGGGACUUGGCAAUUGUAGGAAUGACUUACAGUGGAUUGAAAAGCUUGAGCAUUUAGACAUUAAGAAAGAGGGUCUGCUGGAGCUUUUGGAAAAUAUCAAGUUGGAUAAGUCUCCGGGAUCAGAUGAGGGGUACCCCAUGCUACUGUGGGAGGUGAGGGAAGAGAUUGCUGAGCCUCUGGCAAUGAUCUUUGCAUCAUCAAUGGGGACGGGAGAGGUUCCGGAGGAUUGGAUGGUUGCAGAUGUUGUUCGCUUAUUCAUGAAAGGGAGUAGAGAGAGCCAAGGAAAUUAUAGACCAGUGAGUCUUACUUCAGUGGUUGGUAAGUUGAUGGAGAAGUUCCUGAGAGGCAGGAUUUAUGAACCUUUGGAGAGGCAUAAAAUGAUCAGGAAUAGUUAGCAUGGCUUUGUCACAGGCAGGUCGAGCCUGAUUGAAUUUUUUGAAGAUGUGACUAAACACAUUGAUGAAGGUAGAGCAGUAGAUGUAAUGUAUAUGGAUUUCAGCAGGGCAUUUGACAAGGUACCCCAUGCAAGGCUUAUUGAGAAAGUAAGGAGGCAUGGGAUCCAAGGGGACAUUGCUUUGUGGAUCUAGAAUUGGCUUGCUCACAGAAGGCAAAGAGUGGUUGUAGAAGAGUCAUAUUCUGCAUGGAGUUCGGUGACCAGUGGUAUGCCUCAAGGACUUGUUCUGGGACCCCUUCUCUUCAUGAUUUUUAUAAAUGACCUGGAUGAGGAAGUGGAGGGAUGGGUUAGUAAAUUUGCUGAUGACACAAAGUUUUGGGGUGUUGUGGAUAGUGUGGAGGGUUGUCAGAAGUUACAACGGGACAUUAAUAGGAUGCAAAACCGGGCUGAGAAGUGUCUGAUGGAGUUCAACCCAGAUAAGUGUGAGGUGGUUCAUUUUGGUAAGUCAAAUAUGAUGGCAGAAUAUAGCAUUAAUGGUAAGACUCUUGGCAGUGUGGAGGAUCAGAGGGAUCUUGGGGUCUGAGUCCAUAGGACACUCAAAGCUGCUGCGCAGGUUUACUCAGUAGUUAGGGCAUAUAAUGCAAUGGCCUUCAUCAACCAUGGGAUUGAGUUCAAGAGCCGAGAGUUAAUGUUACAGCUAUAUAGGACCGUAGUCAGGCUCUGCUUGGAGUACUGUGCUCAAUUCUGGUCACCUCACUACAGGAAGGAUGUGGAAACCAUAGGAAGGGUGCAGAGGAGAUUUACAAGGAUGUUACCUGGAUUGGGGAGCAUGCCUUAUGAGAGAGAAUAAGUUGAGUGAACUCGGCCUUUUCUCCUUGGAGCGAUGGAGGAUGAGAGGUGUCCUGAUAGAGGUGCAUAAGAUGAUGAGAGGCAUUGAUCAUGUGGAUAGUCAGAGGCUUUUUCCCAGAGCUGAAAUGGCUAAAACGAGAGGGCACAGUUUUAAGGUGCUUGGACUUGGGUACAGAGGAGAUGUCAGGGGUAAGUUUUUUAUGCAGAGUGAUGAGUGUGUGGAGUGGCUGCCGGCAAUGGUGGUGGAGGCGGAUAUGAUUGAGCCUAUAAGAGACUGUUGGAUAGGUAUAUGGAGCUUAGAAAAAUAGAGGGUGAUGGGUAACCCUAGGUAAUUUCCAAGUAAGUAUAUGUUUGGCACAGUGUUGUGGACCAAGGGCCUGUAUGUGCUGUAGGCUUUCUAUGUUUCUAAGCAUCCCCACCAUGACAAGGUGGCAGUACUCCAGAGAGGCUACAUCCUGGUUGUCAUGGUCACGUGCAGCCUGAAGGGCCUUCCUCCAUGCUGUGAGGAGAGACUGGAGAGGCUGGGACCAUCUCCCUGGAGCAAAGGAGGCUGAAGGGUGACCUUAGAGAAGUUUAUAAAAUCAUGAGGACAGAGGCAAGUUGGAUGGUCUGUCUUUUUUUACCAGGGUAAAGGCUGAGGAACAGGUUUUUCCACACAGAGGGUGGUGGCUAUACGGUGUGAACUGCCAGGGUAAGUAAUAGAAGAGGCAGGUAUAAUAACAACCUUCUAAAAGGCAUUUGGGUUACUUCAUGGAUAGGAAAGGUUUAAUCAGUUAGGGAUUUGUGCCAAAUGCAGAUAAAUGUGAUGAGUUCGAGCAGGUACCUUGGUAAGCAUGGAUCAUUUGGGGUGAGGGGCCCAUUUCCCUCUGUAUGAUUUAGUGAAUCUGUGGAUAUGGAAUCUGAAAGUUUCCUGUUUGUUGUAACCCACCAUAGCUCGUGAUAUGACCGAGCAUCAUGCUGCUGAAAGAUGGGGUCCAUGAAGAGCUGGUUGUGUUGGUGGUUUUUUUGGAAACGGCCUCCUCAGCCUCACAUCUGUUCUUGGAAAUGUCAGGCUUUCUGCAUUAAAAAUGAGCAUUGAAGUUGCCAUCUCAAAGAAAUAGCAGGAUUGUUUCAGGAUUCUCAGUUUAUGAUGACCCCCUCCUUUAGGGAAAACAUGUGGUCUUACACAGAUUGAUGAGGGAUCGGAUAAUGUUGAUCAAAAAGAAUCAUUUCAUCACUGAAACCCACAGAAUCACUGUGGCUCAGUGGGUAGAGCCACUUUCCAUCAGCUCCAGAGACGCAGGCAUAUUUCCAGCCUCUGGUGCCAAUUGUGACCCUGGGGGCUUCCACCAGGUGCUCCAGUUUCCCAAAUUUAAUUGCCAGCUUUAAGUUUCAGUUUGAGGAGGUGCAUCAGGAUUUGGGAGGUUGAUGGGCUGAAGGGCCUUUUACUAUGCCUCAUUACUCUGACUGUAACAUAGCCUCUUGCCUCUGGGGUAGAUAUACCAACCUUGCAUAACCCUUGGGUAAUAAAUAGGGUCUACCUGUUCCUUGGGUAUCUCAGCCUCUCUUGCCUGCGCCUUGGAUGAAAGCUGGCACAAGGUAGCCUGUGAGUAUAUUGUACCAUUCAACCUGGUCUUGGCUACAACCACUUUCUUUCCUUGACCAAAAGGGCCUGAAUAUAAUGUGACUUCAUCUCAGUGAGAGGAGAUUUUGAAACUCGUCACUCUCAAAAAAAAUUAUUUCUCUUCCCUUAACUUCAAUUUGCCACUGCUUAUUGUGAAACAACAUCCUCUCAACAUUUACUUUGUCAAUUGUUUUCAAUCUUACCUCCCAUUGUCUCAUUAUUUCUGCCAUGAAGAUAUUGAUGGAUUAAGAAACAAUGUAGUGAACCUUCUCCAAGCUAUCUGCAGGCAAGGAGAGCAAAAUUGUGCAAUACUCCUCAAGUGGUUUCUCCAUGUAUAAUCCCUGUGUUUGUGUCCAUCCCCCUGCAGUAAAGGCCAGCACUGCUGCAGCCGUAGUCUGUUGUCUCUCUAAUCUCUUAUCUUUAGUAAUGUAACAUUUCUCAACAUUCUUUGUCCCCCUCACUUAAAUCAGUUCACACUACUUCCCCUGUUCUCCUUACUUACCCCAUCUCUUCACAUAGUCUGUAAAUUUGGUUCCUUCAUUCACAUACACCUUCGUUAGUAAUUGAUGCCUUUAGUUACGCUUAACAAUCUGAAGAUGAUUUGAUGACCUUGACUGUUCAAUCUAAUAUAUUAGCCCCAGGACUACAACUCUUUUCAUGCACUGCAAUGUUACGUGGUAGCUUACUGAAUAAUUUUGAAAUCCAAAGACCCUGUCUCCCAGAAUAACCAUCCCAGCUUCACUAGUUGCUUGGGCUACCGUCCCAUGCAUAUCAAGGGACACAAGAAGCAAGCAAUGAGAGGACCCAUUGCUCUGACUAUAAUUGGAUUGUUUAGUGAAGAUAACUAUCUGCAGAUUCUGCCCUUAACCUGUUGAAUGGUGACUGACAGCAAUGCUUACCCGAUUGUUAUAUUUGUAACAACCUCUUUACUGUAGACAAACACUCCAAAUCAGUGAGUUGAAGAGUGCCUUAGAGGAAGCUGUCCUAUCCCAGAAGGCAGGAAAACAGUUGAACUUCACAUUUGAUUGAAGAGUAAUACAGCUCCUGAGAAUCAGGAGCAAUCUGCAAUUGCCAAGGAAAUUCUAUUUUUCGAACUGUCUUGCUCUUGUAUUGUGAUACCAAAGUUACAUGGGUGGGAAGAUUGUCAGAGGUUUCCUCAGGUAUCACCCACCCAUGAUUAAACAAAAGACUGUUUCAGCACUGGAUUCCCAGUGGUACCACUUUGUACAUCACAUGUAUAGAAAUAAAUUAUCCAGUUUACUUUUUUGCUGAUGUUCUAGUUUUUAAAACACUUUUUGCUAGUUGGUGUAGUGAUGUGUAACAAGAUGACAUGCAGAUGGAGGAGGGGUGGAAUGUAUUCUGUUCAAUAUGAUACAGAAACGAUGGGGAAGGGACUAAACAACACACACUAAAGGGUGAAGGAACUCAGUAGGCCAGGCAGCACCUAUUGAAAAGAGUACAGUCUAAAUGUCAACUGUUCAUUCAUUUCUAUAGAUGCUGCCUGUCCUGCUGAGUUCCUCCAGCAUUUUGUGAGCGUUGCUUGGACUUUCAGCGUUUGCAGAAUUUCUCUUGUUAGGGAAGGGACCGUUAGAAUACUGAGCAGUGUUGAACAAACUUAGCAGUUUGAUAGUUGAUAAGAUGUUAGUUGUUUUAUUAUUGCCACAUGUACAUUGCAUUCCCUUCAUACACAUCAUUUCAUCAUAUGGGUUGUACAAACUAAAACAACAACAGAAUGCAGUAUCAAGUGUUACAGUUACAGCAUGGUGCAGGCAGACAAUAAAGUGUAAGGCUGGAAUGAGGUAGAUUGUGAACUCAUCCAUUGUAUUGCAUUAGGGAACCGUUCAAUAGCUUAAAACAGCAGGAUAGAAGCCGUUCUUGAGCCUAGUGGUACCUGCUUUCAGACUUUAGUAUCUUCUACCUGAUGGGAAGGGUGAACAGAGCAUGUCUUUGGGUGUGGGGGGGCGGUGUAGUGGGAAAUCUGUGAUUAUGCUGCUGUUUUGCUGAGGCAGUUAGAAUUAUAGACAGUCUAUGGAGGAGAGGCUGGUUUCCAUGAUGUGCUGAGCUAAGUUCACAACCCCCUACAGUUUCUCAUGUUCACGCGCAGAGCAGUUGCCAUACCCAGCUUUGAUGUGUCUGGAUAGGUGAUUUUGCAACAAUAAAGUUUGAUGAGGGUUGGUGGGGACAUGCCAAAGUGUAGUGCAUUGGUGAGCUUUCUUGGUCAUGGCUGGACCCAGACAGGUGAUGCUCACUCAUAGGAACUUGAGGCUCUCAACCCUCUUGAGCUCAUACAAGAGCGUGUGCACCACCCCCUUCCCUUCCUGAGGUUGAUGACCAGAACUGACUCUUGGAAAGAAAUCGAGGGCUGCCCAAUGGGAAUUCCAGUUAAUGGUGUGUUAUUCCACUGCAUUUGGGCUAGGAUGUAUCAGUGGUGAAUGCAACCUCAUGGCUGCAGAGAACUGGGUUCAAUCCUGAUCUCAUAUCCAUGUGUGGAGUCUGGUGAUCUGGUUUCCUUCCACAUCCCAAAGGUCUGAUGGUAGCUGAAAUAGCCCAGCAAAUAACCUGGAAUAUAGACCAAGUGACAAAAGAAUCAAAGGAGACUCAGUGGGCAAGUGAGAAAGGACUUUUAGGGGCAUCUCUGGACUGGAACUGAUGGGAUUGAGGCCAAAUGGCCCCCUUAACUGUAAUAUGUGAAGAUCUGAGCAGGUAUAGGGGCUAUUGAAAGCCCCCCACCCCAGUACUAUAGGAUGGAUUCUUCACCUCAUAAUUAACCUUGUAAUGAGCUUGCAGAUCAGAAUCAAGUUUAUUGUCACCAAAAUGUGUUGUGAAAAUUGUUAACUUAGCAGCAGUUCAAUGCAAUACAUAAAAUAUAAGAAAAAAAUAAAUAAGU